Messenger RNA from Physella acuta, 3642 nucleotides. RefSeq lists its product as uncharacterized. Lineage: Eukaryota; Metazoa; Mollusca; Gastropoda; Physidae. The record is from RefSeq and is a predicted model, not a curated record.
CGCAUAAAAUACCAAAACAAAUCUACCAGCUGAUGAUAGUCUAUUUUUAGUUACAGAGAAAGGACAACAUUUCUUGUGGGUCUACAAUACAAAACAUUUAUUCUUACAGCACAGCAUCAACUCUGUAUAUUUUAUUUUCCAUAUGUAGUUAGCUUGAUGGCUCCAUAGGGCUAGAUGCCGACCACCCCUGUCCCUUACGUCAAUCCUACGGCAGUGACCUUCUAUCUGGAUGAAUGUCCAAAACAGAGUUUUGGGAUAUUUAAUCCCUUUCCUCAAGACAUCCUAUUUAAAGUUGACAAUGCACAUCCUGAAAAAUACAAAAUAUCCCCUAUGCAAGGGGUGGUCAGCAGCAAGCAUAAAUUCUACAUUGACCUUGAGUGUAUGACAAAAAAUGUUAUUUCAACAAGCGAAGUGCUGGUUAAGUUUUUUAAAUGGUCACGUCCAAGACAUGGACAAAAGUCACGAGCCCAACAAUACUUAGGAUACCGUACAGUGAGGGUCAAUGUGUAUCAGACUAGAACAGAGGAAGAGAGGGCCCCAUCAGAAAUAGGGUCAGUCACUUUCUCUGAUAUGUCUGAGGCACAGUUGAAGCAGGAACAAUUAGGCAGCAUCUAUUCUAGCUACUCAUCUGUUGACAGUAGUGCUGGCGCCCUGGAGGCUGAUAGAAGUGGUGCAGUUAUCACCAAUGUAAUUCUGUCAGUUUUUCUGCUGGUGUUUGGCUUUAUCUUAAGUAAUACAAGUGAGGAUUGGUUCUCUGCCAACUUGUUUGAGAGCAUCAAACCUCAGACAUUAGCCAUAGUUUUUUACACUCUGGCUGGUGUGCUUGUUAUAAAGCUGCUGACUUUCAGAUGAUGAAGGAGAUUUUAAUGUACAGAUCCAAUCAAUACUUCACCACCUCAUUUGACAUCAUGAUGGUUUAAACAGAAUUCUGUAUUGCAACAUUUCUUUACACCCACCAUCUUUAAAAAAUAUAAAUAAAUUGGUAUUUAUUGUCACAAAAAAAAAAAGAAAGAAUCCAACCCAUUGUAGAACAUAGAAAUGUACAAGAGUAAAAACAAAUAACUUAAAUAAGUUUUAUUGUUUUUUUUUUAAAAUUUAUACUAGAAAACAUGUUGAUUAUUUUAUCUUUGUACUGCAAUUUUAAAUGUUUACUUUUGAAUUUAUUCUCAUGUAAAAUUGUGAAUUUUAUUUUUGCUUUUGUUGAACAGUUUUGUAACAACAGAUUGGUUGUAAUUAGCAUGAGUUAAAAAAAAACUUUUACAAAGUUAUAAAAUUAUUUUUUUUAUACUUGUUGACAGAAGAUAAUUUCUUUUUUAGUUCGAAUAUUUCACUGAACUAGUUUGAAAUUAUUUGUUAUCCAGUGUCAUUGCAAUUUGUGCCAAGAAUUUACUUUGCAGCUUGGAAUCCUAGUAUAAGCUUAUAUAAUAAAACUCUUUCAAUAUAAUGAUAUAAUGUACAUGACAUUUAAAAAAAUAAUUUUAGAUAUAAUAGAUUUAUUUAUAUUUUAAAUAAUUUAAAUAGCUGAAAGAUUCUUAAUCAAUUUUUAAAAACAUGAAAUGCAUCGGAUUCAAUCAAUAAUUUUCUUCUUACAAACUUUAUACUGGUGACUUAAAUUCCUUUUUGCUCAAUUUCAUAAUUGUUAAAAGGAUGUAAUCUAAUACUUUAAAGAUACACAUUUCCAUCAUAUUGAAUACUUCUUCAUUAUAAAUUUCUAUUUGACACCAAUUACUGUUACGUUUGUGUGAAUUUUUUGUAUGGUACAAUUUAAAUCAUUUUUACAUAAGCCACAUUAUAACUGUCUUAUUUUUUUUCUUUUAAUCCUAAUUAUCGUUUACUUUCAAUUAUUUUUUUAAUCAAAAUGGUAAUCAUUUUUACUGAACUUUAUGAAGUUUGUUAACAUUCAAGAAUGGAUUAUGAAUAGAAUACUAUAUUUAAUGAGAUCUAUCUGGUGUUACAUUAAAAUCUAUCACCAGUAAUUAAUAUAACAGAAGUAAUUUGUAAAAGAAAACAUCAAAUGUUUGAAAUUUUUAAAGUUUAUGCUUUCAGUAAUCAGUUAAGUUUUAUACUGUUGUUUUAACUAAGGCAUGCAGUUUAAUUCCUAAAAUAUUUUUGCUUUACUAGUAAUUAGUACAUUAUAAAACCUUAAAAAAUAGAAAACAAAAAUAUCCCUUCUGCUUGUCUCAACAUUCACUAGUCAACACAAAUUACCAAAUAAAGUUGCAAUGUAACUUUCACUUUAUGAUAGAUAGAAGUUUGUUUGUGUGCUAAAAAGUAAACUUUAAUUGCUGUUGAGGAGUAAGAGAUUGUUUAUUUAAUUAUUUUGUUCACUUCUGUUAAACUAGAGACAGAGAAAUGCCAGUUUCUCUAUCAAGUUUAAAUUAGGAAAAGAUUAGUGUCAGUUUUUUUUAUCAGCAUGUGCAAGUUACAAAUUACGCUAGUAAUUUUUUGGCCUUUGAAAUAUUUUUCACUUUUAUCUUGUAACAACUUUAUGACACAUUUUUUAACUAGCCAGCCUCAAAAUUUAUAUAGUCUUGUUGAAGUUGGUAAUUUUAAAAAUUUGUGAAGCAUUUAUGGUGCUGAGCCUAUUUGUAAUAGGACAUGUAUCUCAUUUAACUUUACCUCACAAUGUUUGUGUCAAAUUGCAUUAUAUCCUUUGUAGACUAAUGCCUGUUAUUAUAUGGCUGUGUGCAGUAAUUUUAUGUUUAAUAUUGGUGUUUCCAUUGUCUCCUGUAUGGGAAUUCUAUACAAAAGCUCUUGUUGAUAAGUUAUUUACAACACUUUAAAACAAAUGAAUUUUAUAAACAACGUAAAGUAAUUAUAGAUAUUAUGUUUAUUUGGAAAAUGCAUUUUUAUUUAUUAGUAUUUAAUGAAUAUUAGUAAAUAAUAAUCUAGCUUUUACCCAUUGUACUAUAAACUCCAUUACUAAAACACCUGUACUCCUUUAUUUAAAAUAUCAAUUACAAACUGUCUCUUUACACUAGUUAAAUGGCAGAAUACUGGUUUUGAUUGGCUGGGAGUUGCUGAGUGUACUUCUAGAGCAGUAAAUGACUAAGGAAAAUAUCAGUUCUACCAGUUGUACUAACAAUAUUCACAUUAGUGUUCAACAAAAUGUGAAAUCCAAGGUUAUAUAUUUGUAGACUUUUAGACAUCCAAACAUUUUUUUGACAACUAAACAUCUAGGCAUGUGUAAUUCAAAUAUUUCCUUUUAAACUUACUACUACUUAUUUGAUUUGUGUUUAGUUUUAAAACUUUAGUAAACACUAAUUAACUUAUAAUUAUUCUUUUUUUUUUUAAUUUUCUAUCAAGUUGAAUCAUUUUUUAGUUUGUUUUUAAAGAUAUAUUAUUCUGAAACAUCAGAAUAUUAUAAUUUAACCAUGGGUGUUUUUCGUGGUCAUUUUUUUUUGUAUAUCCGACAUAAAUCUCCAAGGAGAACUCAACAUUGCAUCUUGUAAAUAACAAACAUGCCCUGUUUCUACUGCUGUAUAUUGCUGGUCUGUCCACCUUAUGUGAUGUUUGGGGAUAUGGGUUGAACAUUAGCAACUAUUAGAUGUAGAUGAAAUUUUUUUUUCAUUGCAUAUUUAUAAAUGUGUGCAUUAGUGUGACUGCAUUUAGAGACAAAUAAAUAUGUUCUUAUACAUGUGA